AUGGCUGAUCAGGUCGAGAGUCUUAUUGACGUCCCCAGGGAGUUUGUCAAGGAGGGUAUUCAGUUCAUGAACAAGUGCCAGAAGCCCGACCGCAAAGAGUUCAUCAAAAUCUCUCAGGCCAUUGCCAUGGGCUUCGUCGCCAUGGGCACCGUCGGCUACCUCGUCAAGCUGAUCCACAUUCCCAUCAACAACAUUCUCGUCGCCGGCGCUUAA
This is a messenger RNA of Beauveria bassiana ARSEF 2860, 213 nucleotides long. Its product is annotated as protein translocation complex subunit SSS1. Gene Ontology annotation, cellular component: membrane; Ssh1 translocon complex. Gene Ontology annotation, molecular function: transmembrane protein transporter activity. NCBI's taxonomy places the organism in Eukaryota, Fungi, Ascomycota, Sordariomycetes, Hypocreales, Cordycipitaceae. The transcript is spliced from 3 exons. Gene Ontology annotation, biological process: protein targeting; post-translational protein targeting to membrane, translocation. The coding region runs from base 1 to 213 and encodes 70 amino acids. The record is from RefSeq and is a predicted model, not a curated record.